Messenger RNA from Papilio machaon (common yellow swallowtail), 1467 nucleotides. RefSeq lists its product as uncharacterized. The coding region runs from base 75 to 1445 and encodes 456 amino acids. Gene Ontology annotation, molecular function: lipid binding. The transcript is spliced from 3 exons. The record is from RefSeq and is a predicted model, not a curated record. Lineage: Eukaryota; Metazoa; Arthropoda; Insecta; Lepidoptera; Papilionidae.
GACCCCUGUACGAUCGGGAAUACGGUCCAGUUGAUAUUAUUGUGCUCCAGCGGUACGUCAAUUCUUUACGCAUUAUGUGGAAGUGCUGUGCGAUUUUAUCUGUUCUAUUAAUUCUUGCAUUUGGACAAGAUGACAUUGAGGACACGACAACUGAUUCAAAACUGGUAGAAGGAGAGAAAAAAAUGAGCGAUCAGAUACUGAUUAUCCUUGAGCACUUCAAGCAACCCAACCCAGUUGGGAUUCCUGGAGCUGAAGUACCCGACCCAUACCCGGUGCCCGAUAUGAAGCAAUCUCUGUCACUUGGCACUUUAUAUUUUAAAAACACUGCCGUAUAUGGAAUAAGUAAAUUCAGAAUUUUGUACGUAAACGCAGAAAUAGGAGCUAUGGAGGUUAACGCAGCAUUAGCAAUAGACAAACUACAAGCUCGAGGUAACUAUACUCUAUCUACGUGGCUAAACAGGGCACAAGGACCAUUCACUGUUGACAUUUCUGGUCUUAAAAUAAUGGCUAAAGCCACAUUGGGCGUCGAGAGAGAUGGAAAACUCCAAGCCCAAGGUAUAACUAUAGAUCUAGGCUUCAGCAACAUUGCUGUAAAUUUUGAAAAUUUGGGUUUCUUCGGCAGUAUGUUCCAAGGAAUCGUAAACUCAGUGGGCACAUUCCUAUUUGAUUCUAUCAAACCCUAUGUACUUAAGGAAGCCUACACUAAGGCGCGCGCUGCUAUCAAUGAGAAAUUGGAUGAAGUCGCUGGAGAUAUGCAAUUCCCUAAUUCCAUAUCCCCAUUGGAUAUGGUAAUAGCCGACGCAAGAAAAAAGGUGAGGCAAAUGGAUCUUGAUCCUUAUAAAGUUAAGGAUUAUAACACGACAGUCAGUGUGUUUACGAUCACCUUAGAUCAUACUUGGAUUAUGGGUAUAUCCUCUUUUCAACGUGUGGGCAACAUAACUCUAAAAUUAGAGAACAACACAGUCAUAGCUGACUUUGAAAUUGGAACACAAAAAUUACAAGGCGUUACGCAAUGGGAGAUAUCAGCAAUCAGUGGUCUGAUGUCAAGAGCGGGCACGGCCUCUUUCUCAGUUGAAUACAUAAGUGGCAGAUUAGUACUCGCUCAGCCACUGGACACGAGGAAACAACCUCAAUUCAGAGAUUUAGAUCUCGAAGUAGGUAACAUUCAAGUUCGUUUCGACGGCGCUGGUACGUUAGAUUACAUUGUCGAGUUCGCAGUAAACGUGCUUCCAAAUCUGCUAAGAUAUCAAAUAAUGGACGCAAUAGAGGGUCCUCUCAAAGAGAGACUUCAACAAGAACUAAAUAAAGUCAAUGUGGAGGAAAUGAUAAAACAAGAAUUACCUAAGAUAGAUGAUAUGCAAGAGAAAGGGUUCAAGCUGUCGGCGCUGCGUGUUGCAGAAGCUCAAGACGAACCUUACGAUGAAGAUGAUUUCUUUAAUUUUUAAUAUACAAAUAAAAAAAAAUUAA